Messenger RNA from Myotis daubentonii (Daubenton's bat), 3257 nucleotides. RefSeq names its product myeloid zinc finger 1 (gene MZF1). Gene Ontology annotation, molecular function: RNA polymerase II cis-regulatory region sequence-specific DNA binding; DNA-binding transcription repressor activity, RNA polymerase II-specific. Gene Ontology annotation, biological process: regulation of immune system process; negative regulation of transcription by RNA polymerase II; regulation of cytokine production. The record is from RefSeq and is a predicted model, not a curated record. NCBI's taxonomy places the organism in Eukaryota, Metazoa, Chordata, Mammalia, Chiroptera, Vespertilionidae. Gene Ontology annotation, cellular component: nucleoplasm; nucleus.
CUCCUCCCACCGGUGUGCGGGCGGUGCACCUCCGCAAAUCUCCGCAGGGGCUGCCGUGGAGACCGGGGCCGACGGCGUCUCAGCGAGGGCCGUGAUUGGAGCAGAGCAGCUAAUCCUCGGGAGGCGUGGGAGGCAUGCGCGGUUGGAAGGCAGCGCUGCCGCGGGUUCCCCCCUGAGAGGCUUGCGCCCGUCGCUGGGGCCCCAGACGCCUGGAGCAGAGGCGGGGAGCACGGGAAGCGGCGGCCGGAAGUGUGACCUGAUGCAGCCUCAUCCCAUCCGUCCCCAGGGUGAGCAGUAGCCUCAGGGCCAAGCCAUCUUUCCGAUGAGGCCGGCAGCACUGUGCUCCCCAGGGCACACAGCCCCGGAGGACGAGAGCCCCAUCGUGGUGAAGCUAGAAGAGGAGGAGGAGGCCACCCCAUGGGAUCCCGGCCCAGAGGCUGCGUGCUGGUGUUUCUGGCACUUCCGCUACGAGGAGGCAGCAGGGCCCGGAGAGGCCCUGGCCCUGCUCCGGAAGCUGUGCCGCCAGUGGCUGCGGCCGGAGGUGCACUCCAAGGAGCAGAUGCUGGAGCUGCUGGUGCUGGAGCAGUUCCUGAGCGCACUGCCCCCCAAGAUCCAGGCCCGAGUGCGAGGGCAGCGGCCGGGCAGCCCCGAGGAGGCCGUGGCCCUGGUGGAGGGGCUGCGUCGGGAGCCAGGAGGACCCCGGAGAUGGGUCACAGUCCAGGUGCAGGGGCAGGAGGUGCUGUCAGAGAAGGUGGAGCCCUCCGACUUCCAGCCCCUCCCGCAAACCAAGCCUCAGACUGCGGAGCCUGGGCCUGAGACAGAGGUCACCACGCAGAGGUCACCACCGAGCCCUCAGGUGAAAAAGGAGCCUGAGGACCCAGCUGAGGACAGGCAAGAGUUUCUGGAUUCUGAGGCUCCGGUCAACCCCCAGGAGGCCGCUUCCACGCUCCUGCCUGAGGCCCAGGACUGUGGGAUGUUGCUGGACCAGGCCUCUCCCCACAGCAAGACUGAGCCUGAGGGCUCCUCGUGGAGGGAACACCCUGGGGCCCCGUGGAAAGAGGAAGCUGGGGGCAUCCCCUCCCCAGCAUCGACCUUCAGCAUCUCCAAGCCUCAAAAGCCCCGCUCUCCCCUGACCGCACGCCCCUCCAUCCAGCUGCUCCCCCACCUCAGUGACGCCUCCAAGACCCGGGUCUUGUUCCCCAGCCCACACCUCCCGGCUCUGGCAUCCCGUGGCCAAACUGGAGUGUCGGCACAGGGAGGCUCAGGAAUGGCAAGGACAGGGUCUGCGCCCCAGAUGGACAACGUGUCUGCCGGCCCGGGCACUGCGAGCCAACGCCAGUCACGCUCCCGACAAGGUGGCUCCUCGCAUGCGCUCAUGCCCCCCGAAGACCCGGGAGACGAGCGGGACCGCACAGACAAGGAUCCCCAUCGGGGCACGGGCCGCAUCGUGCGAGGUGGCCGUUGCGACGUGUGUGGAAAGGUGUUCAGCCAACGCAGCAACCUGGUGCGGCACCAGAAGAUCCACACGGGAGAGCGGCCGUUUGUGUGUAGCGAGUGUGGCCGCAGCUUCAGCCGCAGCUCGCACCUGCUGCGCCACCAGGUAACGCACACGGAGGAGCGGCCGUUCGUCUGCAGCGACUGCGGCCAGGGCUUCGUGCGCAGCGCGCGCCUGGAGGAGCACCGGCGCGUGCACACGGGCGAGCAGCCCUUCCGCUGCGGCGAGUGCGGCCAGAGCUUCCGGCAGCUCUCCAACCUGCUGCAGCACCGGCGCACCCACGGCGACCCUCCCGGCCCGGGCGCCGGGCCCCCCACGGACCCCGGUGCGCCCGAGCCCCCGGGCCCCUUCCCGUGCAGUGAAUGCCGGGAGAGCUUCCCGCGGCGCGCGGCGCUGCUGGAGCACCAGGCCGUGCACAGGGGCGAGCGGCCCUUCGCCUGCCCCGAGUGCGGCCAGCGCUUCCCGCGGCGCGCCAACCUCACGCAGCACCGGCGCAUCCACACGGGCGAGCGGCCCUUCGCCUGCGCCGAGUGCGGGAAGGCCUUCCGCCAGCGGCCCACGCUCACGCAGCACCUGCGGGUCCACACGGGGGAGAAGCCCUUCGCCUGCGCCGAGUGCGGCCAGCGCUUCAGCCACAGCACCAAGCUCAGCCAGCACCAGCGGGUACACACGGGCGAGCGGCCCUUCGCCUGCCCCGAGUGCGGCCAGAGCUUCCGGCACCGCGUCAACCUCACGCAGCACCAGCGCAUCCACACCGGGGAGAAACCCUUCGCCUGCGCCGAGUGCGGCAAGGCCUUCUGCCAGCGGCCCACGCUCACGCAGCACCUGCGGGUCCACACGGGGGAGAAGCCCUUCGCCUGCCCCGAGUGCGGCCAGCGCUUCCGGCAGCGCGUCAACCUCACGCAGCACCUGCGCACCCACCGGCGCGAGAAGCGCUCCGGCCAGAGCGCCCAGCUCGCCCAGCACCAGCGCGUCCACAGCGCGCAGUAGGACGCUCACCGACUCGGCCUCUGUGCCCACGCGGGGCGGGGACGAUACACCUGCCCACGGGUUGUGAGGCCUCCGCCGCAGGGCCCGGCCUCGGUAGAUGCUCAAUAAACAGUAGAAGGAACCUGGUCUGGGUCUCCGCGCGGGUCCCUCUCCAACAACUAACUCCACACACCCACCCUUCCCGUUGCGACCUCGCGGUCCCCGAGAGUCGGGACCCCCCAAGAGGGGGCUCCUAGCAGCGCCAGCACGUCUGUGGGUGCCUCCUCUUAGGACUCCAGUGCAGUUAACACAAGACACACACACCCGCUGCCCGAGCCCGGUGCCGGGGAGGGCCUGGAAGGCUAGUUCUCCUUGACUGGCAAAGCUCAUAGGAUGCAGACGAAGCAAGCCGGUGCCCAGCAGCCCAGAUACGGCCUGGCGUGUAUCUGUCAAACUUUAAACCUGGGAAGACAUCCCUGAGGUGAAAAAGCUGGAAGGUUUUAUCUGGAAAUACACCUUCUUGCAGACUUUCCCGCAUCCUCCUAUGGGAACAGGGUGGGGGCAGGCCCCAGGCCAGUUCCCAGCCCUCCAGCGGGCAUUCCCACCCCCGGGCUGCACGUCCACCCUCAUCCUCUCCAUCGUGCCCUGCCUUCCCGCCAGGCUCUGGCCCUGGCUUCCCUCGGGGCUUUUGCAGGUGCCAAGCGCUUGCUGCCUCCCAGGGGCUCGGGCCCCUACACAGGCAAACCGGCUGUGCCCUCUGCACCUCCGGUGGCCGUAAGGGUGACAAAAGACG